This is a messenger RNA of Ctenocephalides felis (cat flea), 4663 nucleotides long. It is a transcript of the gene ssp3, whose product is annotated as S phase cyclin A-associated protein in the endoplasmic reticulum. Lineage: Eukaryota; Metazoa; Arthropoda; Insecta; Siphonaptera; Pulicidae. Bases 139 to 4566 code for a protein of 1475 amino acids. The transcript has 21 exons. The record is from RefSeq and is a predicted model, not a curated record.
UUCAUUUGAAUUGUUUGCUUUACUUAUUGAAGCACAUAUAUUUAAUGAACUGCUCUUAUUCUAAUUAUGAAUCAUUUUUCAUUUUACGGUAUUCAAAAUAUUAAAUUUUUAUUCAGUGACAGCUGUCUUAAAGGUUAGAUGUCUGAUUUAAAACAACUGGUUGCAGAGGAGGGCCGAGAAGCAAAAAAUCUCUUGGCCUUUCACAUUUCUGUUAAAUCUGAUUCAAACAAAUUAGCAAAGAAACCUCCAACUAUUCCCCGCACAGAAUCUAAGAGCAAGCGAUUAAUCUCUUCGUCUUCAGCUGAUUCCAGUAAUCAAAUGACUCCAAGAAUUCGAUCAGCAUCAACUGGUCGUGAUAAAAAAUCAGAAUUACAUGCCAGAUAUUGGGCUUUGUUGUUUGGAAACUUACAAAGAGCUGUUGGAGAAAUUUAUUCUACAGUAGAAAAUUUUGAAAAUUUGUCAUCAUGUCAAGAGGCUAUAUUGGUUCUAGAAAAUUACACAAGGGAAUUCAGAGCACUUGCUGAUUGGUUCCAGUUAAAAUGGAGUUUUGAAAAAAUGCCCCCACCGCAGAGACCAUCGUCAUUAGCAUGGGAAAUCAGAAAAAGCAGUCCAGUUUUUUUGAAUUCAAAUCGCAGAUAUGGUGUAUCUAGCGCCAGUACUUCGGGUAAAGGAAGCCCAUGCUUUGAUAACUCUGGAAAAUCAAGUCCCUGUCUUUCUGAAAUUGGUUCUGAUAAGCACAAUGAUAUCAAAUUAAGUGAAACUGAAAAUCGUGGCACUGCAAAUAGUUCUUUAAUUGCUGUGGCAGGAAGUGUUCCAAAAGUGCCUGAGUUAAAUUCAUGUGAUACAGGAGGGAGUUCUAAAUUUGAAACUGUGGACAGUAGCAGAAGUACAAAGUCAUCAAAUAGUUCACAAAGUUAUGUAAAUGAUGGUAGCACAGAUGACCCUUCUUCGGAUGUUAAUAAAAAGGAAAGUAAUAUAAGCAAAUCUUCUGAAAGUGCUACUAGUAGUAUUAAUGAAAUAAUGGAUAGAAUGGAAUUGGAGUUUUUGAGUAAAAUUUUUGAUAAAAAGAAAAAGUGUGAAAUAAAUUCAAAUACUAUUCCUACCGAGACAAUCCUUUUUUUAAAAUCACAACCACUGACUCUAAAUAAAAGCAAUAAUGAGUGUCUAAAAAGAGCAUCCAAAUUAUCUGGUCAAAACCAAAGUGGAUGUCAAGCAUUCAAGGAUGAUCAUUUUGUUAAAUUUAAUUCAUUUAAAGAUGAAAAUACAAAAGAUAUUUCACACGGGAUACAAGAUAAAAGUUUGUCAAAAUCACAAUUGAAUAAUUCAUUAAAAACUGUGCAAAUGGUGCAAAAACAGAAUUUGAAGAAAAUACCAAUAUCAUCAAAUAAAUCUUCAGUUUCUUUUGAAAAUAAAUCUUUGCAAAAUCGAAGUAAAACUAUGACAGACAUUCAUAAGAAAACAAGUACACAAUUAAGUAGGACGGCUAGUAUUAAAUCUAGAUCAAAUUCUGUAAUGCCAGUUAAGGAUGUUAUUGGAAAUUGUAAAAAUCAUUUGAACCCAAAUGAUACAAAAUCAUUGAACCAUCAAAAACAUAAUUCUAACAGAUAUGCAGUUGGUGUAAAAAAAACUAAAGAUGUGAACAUGAAAGCAAAUAAAAUUAGUGAUUCUGUUAACAUUUUAAAAGUACAGGACAAAUCUAAUUGUCUGAAUAAUAGUAUGCAAACUAAAUGUGAAGAUGGUUGGUUAACAGUAAAUAGAAAGCGCCGUCCUAGUUCUUACUUGACAAUGAGAUUUUAUCAGCCUUCUUCUUCCACUAGUCUUCCCACACUAACAUUUGAUUCCAAUGAUAAGCCAUUAGAUACCCAUAAAAAUAAAAUAAUUAACUUAGAAUAUGAAUAUAAUGGGGAGUGUUAUGACACAGUUUCAGGCUUGGAAGCAAAUUUUAGUGCUAACCCAAUAAACAAAAUGCUCAUAAGGAAUCCAAAAAUUCAGUUGCUAAAAAACAGAGAUGAAAAUUGGUCAGGAAGUUCAACAAUUACAAUCAUAGGUUCUGAUAAAACUAUGAGCGCAGAAACUUUAGUAGGUGAUCAAUAUGAUCAUAAAAAUAUGUCAGAAAUAGGUGAUGGAGAACCAGCAAAAGUUGUUAAAACCCGUAAGGGUAAACAAUUACAGGAAUCAUCACAGCAUGAAUUGCUAGAAAAGCAUAAUUUUGAUUAUAUAAAUUUGUCUCAGUUGCCUAAAUGCUGCCCCAAAGCAAUCGCCAAAGAAAAAGAGUUCUCUCACCAGUUUAAAUACACAUGCAGUGAAGUAAAAGAAAGUUCCAACAAUACUAGCAUACCUACAAAAAUCAACAUUGAAAAGUCACAAAGUUGUUCACAAAUAUGCAGAAAUGUAAAAAAUUCUCAAACUCCUAUUAGCAAGAUUUCAACAAAUCAGAAGAACAUGCAACUGCAUUUUAGAGAAUCUUCAACUAGUUCAUGUUAUACUAGUCAAACCAGUUCACCUGAGAAAAAUUUUCAGUAUUCAAUUAAUAGCGAAAUUAAUUCUGGUUCAGAGCACAGUAAAGGAAACUUUGAUUAUGGUGCUGAAACUAUUUCUGGAAAUCUGAAUUACAAUGAUAUAUCAUUAACUGAUAUUGAGGUAAAUGAAGAUAUUUUGUCUGACCAAGAUCAGCGAAUGCUAUUUGAAGAAGAAGAAAGUUUACAUAGGCAGAUAAGAGAAUUACAGUACUGUGAAAUCGAUAUUGAUACAGAAACAGAUGAAACUGAAACUGACUGUGAGGCACUUACUGAAGGUGAAUGCACUGAACCUUUUGAAAUACCAGGAAUGUCUCUGGAAGUGAGAUAUGAACCUAUAUUGUCAGAAAUGUCAUGGGGUGAGAGAGUUGAUGCUCUUGCUACAUUGGAAGCUCUCGUGGCUCGCCAUCCUGGUCGAGCUAUGCAAUUGCACCAAAAGCUUUCAAGUCCUUCGAGAAGGAGGUCUUUACCUGAGACACUCAGAAAAUAUCAAGCUAAACAAGCGCGGGCGCAGCAGAAACGGCAAGCACUUCAACAAGAAAGAUCUUUGAGAAUUCAACAACUAUUAGCAAGAGUAGAAGAUGUUAAGGCGGCUCGACAUCAAUUGAUUGAGGAAAAGAGAAUUAGAAUGGAACAAAGAUUACAAAAAGCUGCAGAAAAUCGUGAUCAGCACUUGAAGGGCAUUGUCAGAAAGGCUCAUGAUGAGGAAGCAAAACUGAAAGAAAUUGCUUUCAUAAAAACUUUAGAAGCACAGAAUAAGAAACAUGAAUUUUUGGAGUUAUGCAAGGAGCAGAGUGGUAGAUUGCAAGGAAUACAACAGGAUAGACAGAAGAAAUUGGAAGAGAAAGCUGCUAAGGAAGCUGCAGUUGAAAGACGAAGGUGUGCUUUGGAAUUAGAGAGAUUAAAAAGACUGGAACAAAUGAGAGAGAGUCGAAAAGAAAGAGAAGAAAGAGUGGGCAGGAGACAAGAGCAAAAAUAUCAGGCCAGGCAACGGAUUGCUAGAGAAAAGGCACGGGAUAGAGAAGAAAGGCUGUCAGCUUUACAAGCUCAACAGGAAGCAACAGUUUUCGAACUUAAGAGGAAAAUUAACCAAAAGCAAGAAGAAACAUCUAGGAGACAUGAUCAGCAAAUUGAACAUAUAAAACAAAAAGCUGUUGAAUUAUCGAAUCCUCGUGAUUUUAUGGAUGAACCAUUAAUUCCUGAUAUCACACCUUAUGCAAACAUCAAAAUGUGUAAUAUUUGUAAAGUCAUGUUGAAGUCAGAAAUUUAUUUACUAAGUCAUAUAAAAGGAAGAUUGCAUAUGGAAAAUGUACACAGCUCAUCACUAUUAUCUGAUAUGGCUCAAACAUCUGAUGUUAUGCAAAAAUAUUAUAUGCAACAUAUUUGUGAUGCUCCUGAAGAGGAAAUAUCUAAAUUGGAGCGUGCCGCAAAAGAAAACAACAAAAAUAUGAAGAAGAAAUCAAAGAAGAUACGUCAAAAAUUGAUGAAAAAUCCUUCAGAAUACACAAUGCACAUUCCAACGUAUGAUGCACUGCCAACAAAUCAUAAUAAAAUUUUGACUUACAUUAAGUCUUUACAACUUACAAAUACAAAAGUUCAUGCCAAUGUUGUCGGAGCAGGACCGGAUAAACAUUUACAAGGACUUUUAAUGCACUUGAAACAAAAUUCAGCUGAUAGGACCAUGUUUUUGAAAUCUGGAGGUUUGACAAUACUGUCACAAAUUAUUUCCCGAGGUCCAAAUAAGACAUUCACAACCAAGAGUCUAACAAUAGCUGCACAAGUAUUUAAUUAUACUUGCAUGAAUCAUCAAGAAAAUCAGAAACAUGCUAUAAUGAGCAAUGGCAUUCUAUCACUACUAGAUGUUCUGAAUACCACACUACGGCGAUUUGCUUCAAUUUCCGAAGCCGAAGAUGAAGACAUGGUUUUGUGCGUGGAGCUGCUGCGGGCACUGAAUUGUACGCUGAUCGUUGACCCGUCUCGUGAUAACAGUUUGGCGCCAGAAAUCAAAGAGAAACUAUGCGACAUAGUCGGAUAUUUAACCAGUAACUGAUGCCCCUACUCAUUGAGGGUAACAAAUCACUUACUUCACUGGAAUGGUAAUGGUUUGGUAGAAUAAUAUGAACAAAGCACAUUAUCAUAUAAGGGGG